Diaporthe batatas is the source of this 1095-nucleotide messenger RNA. RefSeq lists its product as uncharacterized. Gene Ontology annotation, molecular function: hydrolase activity, acting on ester bonds; cellulose binding. NCBI's taxonomy places the organism in Eukaryota, Fungi, Ascomycota, Sordariomycetes, Diaporthales, Diaporthaceae. Gene Ontology annotation, cellular component: extracellular region. Bases 1 to 1095 code for a protein of 364 amino acids. The record is from RefSeq and is a predicted model, not a curated record. Gene Ontology annotation, biological process: carbohydrate metabolic process. The transcript is spliced from 4 exons.
AUGGCUCUCAGGUCCUUGUGGUUGGUGUCCGUGCUGGCUGCUGCUGCAUCAGCACAAGUGCCAAUGUACGGGCAAUGUGGAGGAAUCGGCUUCACUGGAGCUACGAAUUGUGCUUCAGGAUCGGUCUGCACGUCCUUCAACCCGUACUACUCCCAGUGUGUUCCAGGCACAUCUUCAGCGGGGCCAACAUCCAGUAGUACGUCGAAGGCCUCAACAUCCACGACCACGUUCAAAACCAGCACGACCUCCACAGCCACGCCUAGUAGUGCCCCGACUGGAGCUAAAUAUUUGAUCACAUUCGGCGACUCUUACUCGCAGACUGGAUUCGAUAUCAACGGUGACAAGCCAUCAGCCAGCAACCCCAUCGGAAACCCAGCGCUGCCCGGCUAUACAGCUGCUGGUGGUCUGAACUGGGUGGGCAUACUGGCCUCCCAGCUGAACACGUCCACACUCCUCACGUACAACUUCGCGUACGGUGGCGCCACGACGGACUCGAACCUCGUUACGCCUUACGAUCCUAGCGUGAAGAGCCUUGUGGACCAGGUCGGACAGUUCAGCAGCUCCCUCGCGUCCCACCCGUCUUAUGCCCCAUGGACGGCAGCAAAUACGCUCGUUGGAGUGUGGAUCGGCGUCAAUGAUGUCGGAAACACCUAUUAUCGCAGCAAUGUCACCGAUAUCACCAAUGCCGUCAUCUCGAAGUAUUUCGAUCAGCUCCAGAUCAUCUAUAACGCCGGCGCUCGGAACUUUGUCCUGCUAACCGUCCCACCAAUCCAAUACACCCCGCUCAUGCUCGGACAAGACCAGAGUGCGAGAGACUCGGAGGCAGCAGUGAUCGCCAGCUACAACUCACUUAUCGCGUCCUCGCUUGCGAAGUUCACCUCGGCCAACAGCGGCGUCACUGCGAAGAUCGUCGAUACUACGACGCCGUUCAUGACCGCGAUCAAGAACCCCACCGCAUACGGCUCGCCAGACGCCACGUGCUACAACGCGGACGGCAAGAGCUGCCUAUGGUUCAACGACUACCACCCCGGCUACUCCAUCAACAAGCUGGUGGCACAGGCUGUGGUGAGUGCGUGGAAGGGAAGCUUUUUCUAG